Molecule: messenger RNA, 2838 nt
Organism: Otolemur garnettii (small-eared galago)
Lineage: Eukaryota; Metazoa; Chordata; Mammalia; Primates; Galagidae
Gene: PTPRH
Product: protein tyrosine phosphatase, receptor type H
Exons: 16
Coding region: 54-2378 (774 amino acids)
Biological process (GO): protein dephosphorylation
Molecular function (GO): protein tyrosine phosphatase activity; protein binding
Source: RefSeq, a predicted model, not a curated record
AGGUGGAAUGACCAGGCCUGGGACUCUUGGGUCCCUCUGCAGUGUUGGGAGACAUGGCAGCAGCUGGCGGGGUCCUCAGGGCCUGGGGGAGCCUGGUGCUGUUGGGCCUGUGCAGCUGGACAGGGGCCAGGGCAGCCGACCUCAAACCAGGUUCAGUCAGGAACCUGACAGUGGAGGCUUGGACCAACAGCUCUGUCACCCUGAGCUGGGCAGCCCCUGAUGACCUGGACGUGCAGAACUACACUUACUGGGUACAGUGCACUGGAGCUGGAUAUUACAAAAAUGAAACCCAAAACACCACAAGUACCAGUUGCACAGUGGGUGAGCUUCAAGCAGCAUCCAAGUAUGAACUUUCUGUGUGGGCAGAGAAGGACGGAAAAGAUGGCCCCAAGCUGAAUCUCACGGCUGCCACAGCCCCCAACCCAGUGAGAAACUUGAGUGUGGAGGGUCAGACCAAUAGCUCUGUCAUGCUACACUGGGAAGUGCCCGAGGGCCCAGACCCACAGAACUACACCUACUGGGUCCAGUGGAUUGGAGAUGGUGGCACACCUGAGAACCGAAGCACAGCAGACACGAGGGUGACAGUGGAUGCACUUGAACCUGGAUCCUACUAUGAAUUUUGGGUGUGGGCACAGAAGAAUGAAGUCAACAGCUUCAAGGAGACUCAAAAUGCCACCACAGCUCCCAAUAAGGUCAUGGACCUGCAGAACAAAACUCAGACCAACAACUCCAUCACCCUGUGGUGGAAGGUCCCUGCAGGCCCCCACGCUCAGCAAUACGUAUACUGGGUACAGUGGGCCUGCAGGGGACAUCCCCAAAGGGAGCAAGAUUGCCAAGGAGAUUGGGCCAACCAGACCAGCAGGACCAAUGAGACCUGGUACAAGGUGGAGGCCCUCCAGCCAGGGACUCUGUACAACUUCAGCGUGUGGGCAGAGAGAAAGGGCGCAGCCAGUUCCACACAGAGUCUCCAGGCAUCCACAGCCCCAGAGUCGGUCCUCAUCACCUCUUGCACCAGCACCUCAGGGGGCUAUGGGGUCAUCCUUACUUGGUCCUGCCCCUCGGGAGGCUAUGAGGCCUUUGAAUUGGAGGUGGGAAGGCAGCAAGACUCGUGGGACAGCUCUUCAUGUGAAAGGGACGUGCCUGUGUUGGGCCUUGGGCCAGCUAAGUCCUACCCAGCCACUGUCACCACCGUGUGGGACGGAAUGAGGGCCCCAUCUGCUCUGAUGACCUGCCAUACAGAAAGCACAGGGGUCACUGCUGGAGCCAUUGUGGGCGUCCUCCUGCUGCUCAUCCUUGUGGGUCUGCUGGUUUUCUACCUAAGGAGAAGGAAUAGGAGGAGCCAAGAGAAAGCAGCCUCCCAGGAUCCGGGCUUCAGUUUCCCUGGGGACAUCCUGGCCAAAGACUUUGCUGACCACGUCAGGAGGAAUGAGAAAGACAGCAAUUAUGGCUUUGCAGAGGAGUACCAGCAACUGGCCCUGGCGGGCCAUGGCCAGUCUCAGAUGGUGGCCUCGGCUCCAGGGAACAGUGCCAAGAACCGCUACAGAAACGUUCUGCCCUACGACUGGUCCCGGGUGCCCCUGAAGCCCCUCCACGGGCAGCCAGGCUCUGACUACAUCAACGCCAGCUUCAUGCCUGGUCUCUGGAGCCCCCAGGAGUUCAUUGCAACCCAGGGUCCCCUGCCACACACCGUGGGUGACUUCUGGCGCCUGGUAUGGGAACAGCAGAGCCAUACCCUGGUUAUGCUGACUAAUUGCAUGGAGUCAGGCCAGGUGAAGUGUGAGCAUUAUUGGCCCCUGGAUGCUCAACCCUGCAUCCAUGGACACCUGAGAGUAACCCUGAUGGGUGAGCAGGUGACAAAGACAUGGGCAGUGCGGGAUCUGCAGGUCUUCCAGGUGGAGGAGCAGAAGAUGUUAUCCGUGCGUCAAUUCCAUUACCUGGCCUGGCCAGAUCAUGGUGUCCCUCAUUCCCCAGACCCCUUGUUGGCCUUCUGGAAGAUGCUCCGGCAGUGGCUGGACCAGGAGGCCAUGGAGGGGGGCCCACCCAUUGUGCAUUGCAGUGCUGGUGUGGGUCGCACCGGCACCCUCAUUGCCUUGGAUGUCCUGCUCCGGCAGCUGGAGUGCGAGGGCCUCGUGGGGCCCUUCACCUUUGUGAGAAAGAUGAGAGAAAGCCGGCCACUGAUGGUGCAGACGGAGGCCCAGUAUGUAUUCCUGCACCAGUGCAUCCUGCGGGCUCUCCAGCAGUCAGCCCUGGCUGAGAGCGAGGCUGAGUAUGACAGUGUGGCAGAUCACAUCUACGAGAAUGUGGCACAUCACAUCUAUGAGAACGUGGCUGCCAUCCAGGCCCAGGAGAUGGAGGCCAGAGCUACAAGAGAGCUCUGAGCAGGCAGCCUGGCUACACUGAGGCUCUGGAUUGCCACUUGAGCCCAGAUUUCUGAAGGAGCAGAGGGUUAGGGGUCCAGACUCCUGACCCCUGUGGGAAAAGGGACUGAGAACCUAAACCCCAGGGGAGAGAGGACCCAGAUUUCUGACUUAUAGAAGCAGAAGGGUGGUAGCUUAGAUUUCCUAGUUAUUUGAGGGAGAAGGAAGCGGGGGAGGGGGAGAGAGGGGUACAGGAAGAAUGAGGCUGGAACCUGGAUUCCAAGGAAGGAAGGAGUUAGGGUCUGGAAUUCUGGCCACCCAAGGAGCAAGAGCAGGCAAGAUCCUGCCCCACUUUCACAUCAGAAAAGAAAUCAGUCUUCUAAGACCUGGGGUUGGAGGGAGCUCCCUUGCCUGAAGUCUCCCUGAACCUCACAUCUGUAUGUAUUUUCCCUUCUAUCCCAUAAUUUAUUAAAUCACUGUU